UGGAACUUGAGAGUGUGCAGGGCCCGAGCCCAUGCCGAGCCUGGGGAGGUGUUGGCUUGGGUGCGCGGGUGCACUCCGUAGCGUGCAUCAACGUGUAUAGGCGCGCAUAGCAUCAUUAAUACAAAAUAGCGUCAUCCAGUAUUUUUCUAAACAAAUGAGCGAUGCAACCGGUAGAAAUGCUUCGUCUGCCGCAGCUGUUAAACGAGCUGCCCGAGCAGAGGCUCAGCGCCGCCGCCGUCAGAAUCCUGAGGUGCGCGCCGCCGAAGCAGAAGCAAAGCGCCGUCGCCGAGCUGCUAUGCGAGCCGCCGAAGCAGAAGCUUAUCGCCGCCGCAGUCAAGAGGACCCUGCAUUCCGAGCCGCCAAAGCAGAAGCUCAACGCCGCCGACGUCAGAAUCCAGAGGUGCGCGCCGCCGAAGCAGAAGCUAAGCGCCGUCGCCGAGAUGACCCGGAAGUGCGCGCCGCCGAAGCAGAAGCUUAUCGCCGCCGCCGCCAAGAGAACCCUGCAGUUCGCGUCGCGAAAACAGAGGCUCAGCGCCGCCGACGUCAGAAUCCAAAGGUGCGUGCUGCUGAAGCUGAAGCCAGACGCAAAACAAGGCUGGCAAAGCGGCAGGGUGCAACAAAAACGUUCAAGCGGCGGUUUAGAGGCAAUCGGUUUAUGACGGGGUGUUCAGCGUGUGGUGGGCUCUGGCUUCGAAAUGACCUGAAACCGCUACCGGAUAGUUGCCUUGAGACGCUCCAGCAGGCAUUUCCCAACUUGGACCUGUGCCAAUUCAGGCUAUGUUCGACGUGCAUGCAAUCAGUGCGGAAGGGUGACAUUCCUUCAUCUUCCCACAACCAACGGUUACAAAUAUCCCCCAAAGCUAACGCACCACCCGCAACGCAAUGCGAGGCCAGUCCAGGAGAAUUGGGGCGAAAGGACAAGAGCGAACAGCGACAGUCCCUGGGGCAAUGGGUUGUCACCGAGGACUGCUCAUGGCGAAAGACUCAGGCAACACAGUGCAAAUCCUAUGUUGAUCAAGUGCGUACAUUGGGCAGUCAGGCAGAGACUGGACAUGUGAUGGCGGAAACAAGCGCCCAAACUGCCAUGGUCUUCCCAUGUACCAUCCCUGCGCAGACAAGGCCAACGCAUCUGCAGCAGAAGAAGCUGCUGGCUACAGUCUCGACCAAUCCUAAGAUGCCACUACCCAGACUGAAACCUGGUGGCAUGCCAGGAAACCUCUUAGCUACGGCAGCUGCACCUGUGAUGAAAAAACAGACUGCUGAGUUGCCAAAUUUUAAGGCUAUAGUUUGCCUUUCCAACUCCAAGUCACCCCAGGGGGAACCCAUGUGUGCCAUUGGUGGUGGAAACUUGCACCCUUCCAUACUUCCGAUUGUACCUCCGAUCAUGUCUGCCACACCUUGCAACUUCAAGACAAAAUUGUCCCAAUCUGAACUGCUUUCUUUAUCGACGGAUGCAAGCUCUCGACUUCACAACCUGCCAAGUGGACCGGCGAUUGUAUUCAGCUCCCCCAACCACACUGGGACAGGCAUUGCACGCCAGACUAAACUGCUGUGUUCACCAAGUGGUGCGAGUUCCCGUGAUAUCCAGCUUUCUAGUGCGCCUGUCGCUCUACCGAACACUCCUCUCAGCUCCGAGAUAUCCCAACCCCUAGUGUUGUGUUUCUCGCAGGACUCAAGCUCAAGUAACGCCCAUCAGCCUCUGAGUGAACCCAAAGUGGUGCAAGCCACUCUCCACCAUGCCGAGACGCAGUUAUCCCAGUCCAGACUGUUGUGUUUGUCAAGCAACUCCCUGCUUCCAAACAUGCCCACACUUCCCCUCACAACCCUGUGCCGAGCUGAGGCACCGCAUCUUGCCACAGCAGAAAACUGUGUUACUUUAAUAACUGUGCCAGUGAUGCAAGUAUGUACUACUGAGAGUCCAAGCUUCGCAUGUUCCCAGGACAGCCCAAGAUGCUCUAUACGCAACUCUCAUUGGCUGAAUAAACCACCUUGGGUAGUACGGAUAAUCAAAAAGGCCCAAGAAGAAGCACUCAGCGUUUGUUUUUGUGAGAAUGCUCAUACGAGCCUCAACGACCAUCUUGAACCACACUCGUCAUCAGCAGACACCCAGCUGGAGCAAGAAAGGCACAGAAAGGCAACACUGUGCAAUUCGUGUGUUGAUCAAGUGCGUACAUUGGGCAGUCAGACAGAGACUGGGCAUGUGAUGGUGGAAACGAGCACCCAAACUGCCAUGGUCCUCCCACGUACCAUCCCUGUGCAGACAAGACCAACGAAAUUAAGGAGCCAAGGUACAAACACGGUCCCUGAAUGACAAGCUAAAAGAGAAAUAAUUGUCCACUUGGUGCUGAAAUGACAAGGAUGUCGAAGAGGCUCGACUGGAGGGAAGCAAGCCACCAUCAAGCUAGAAGCUGCUGUGGUACACUAAGGAACACCUUGCCUAACGUCAACCGCGUGGGAGCAGCUGUUUGCUAGUGAUACCAAACACUGCCAUCAUGAAGACAGUGCAUGAAGAGUGCAUGUGAGCAAGCUUCAGCGGUACAUUAUUCUAAACAGUGUUCGAUGAGUACUGUAAUGACAUGUUCGACUUGUCACUUUCUUGUUUGUUGACUGAACGUGCAAACCCUCCAAAUAUUUAUAAAAAAUGUUACCAUCAA
Molecule: messenger RNA, 2654 nt
Organism: Dermacentor andersoni
Lineage: Eukaryota; Metazoa; Arthropoda; Arachnida; Ixodida; Ixodidae
Biological process (GO): regulation of transcription by RNA polymerase II
Cellular component (GO): nucleus
Molecular function (GO): RNA polymerase II cis-regulatory region sequence-specific DNA binding; DNA-binding transcription factor activity
Source: RefSeq, a predicted model, not a curated record